This is a messenger RNA of Fundulus heteroclitus (mummichog), 3722 nucleotides long. It is a transcript of the gene myo1g, whose product is annotated as myosin IG. The record is from RefSeq and is a predicted model, not a curated record. Bases 256 to 3411 code for a protein of 1051 amino acids. Gene Ontology annotation, biological process: actin filament organization; vesicle transport along actin filament. The transcript is spliced from 23 exons. Gene Ontology annotation, molecular function: actin filament binding; microfilament motor activity; ATP binding. NCBI's taxonomy places the organism in Eukaryota, Metazoa, Chordata, Actinopteri, Cyprinodontiformes, Fundulidae. Gene Ontology annotation, cellular component: plasma membrane; microvillus; cytoplasm.
UUUAUUUCUACAUAUUAGAUACAAAGAUCUGCAUCGUUUGUGUUGUUUUCUAAUAGAAUAUCUGUUAAUGUGAGCUUCUAACUCUGAUGGAAAGCUGUGGAUGUUCAGUGAAUGUUUGGGUGUUGAUUAAAUGCAGUGAUUGCCUCUCGUGUCGUUAAUGUUGCUGCAACGCCUGAGCGUAACUUCAUGACGUAGACUGAGACCCGCCAGGGGAAGCGGGAGGAGGAAGCGACCCAGAGGAAGUUUCGGUUGCUGAUGAGGAUCCGAGAGGCUGCUGAGGUUACACAACCUCCGCUCGCUUCACAGAAAGCACCGUCUGGUUCCCGGGGAGCGGCGCGAAACGUCGGGGAGGAGAUGAACGCUCUGCAGUCGGCCGGCAUGGCGGAGCUGGAGGGGCUGGAGUUCGGCAAGUCGGACUUCGUGCUGCUGGACGAGGUGACGAUGGAGCAGUUUAUGGACAACCUGAAGCUGAGGUUCGAGAAGGGCCGGAUCUACACCUACAUCGGGGAGGUGGUCGUGUCCGUCAACCCGUACAGACAGAUGGACAUUUACGGCAAGGACGCCAUCGAUGCGUACCGAGGCCGGGAGCUGUACGAAAACCCGCCCCACCUGUACGCGGUGUCCGACGCCGCCUACAAGGCCAUGAAGAGACGAGCCAAAGACACCUGCAUCGUCAUCUCAGGUGAGAGCGGAGCAGGAAAGACAGAAGCCAGUAAAUACAUCAUGCAGUACAUCGCAGCCAUCACCAACCCCAGCCAGAGGGAGGAGGUGGAGAGCGUGAAGAACGUGCUGCUCAAGUCCAACUGCGUGCUGGAGGCCUUCGGCAACGCCAAGACCAACCGCAACGACAACUCCAGCCGCUUCGGGAAGUACAUGGACAUCAACUUUAACUUCAACGGGGAUCCCACCGGAGGACACAUCAACAACUACCUGCUGGAGAAGUCCAGGGUGGUGCAGCAGCAGGAGGGGGAGAGGAACUUCCACUCUUUCUACCAGCUGCUGCGCGGAGGCUCAGAAGAAAUCCUGAAGUCGCUUCACCUGGAGAAUGACCCCGCCCUGUACACCUACACCAGAGAGGGCGCCGCAGCUGCAACUUCCAACAACGAUCGCUCGAACCACAAAGCGGUGAUGAGCGCCCUGGAAGUGAUCGGCUUCUCAAAAGAGGAGAUUAGGUCUAUUUACCAGAUCCUCGCUGCCAUUUUACUCUUGGGUAACGUGGAGUUUGGGAGCGACGGCGAGAGCGUUCAGGUCCUGGGACAGGACACCGUGGACCACAUCUCCGAGCUGACGGCCACAGACCCGGAGUGCGUCACCAAGGGUCUGCUUUACCGAACCGUGGCCACCGGCGGCGGCGAGGUCAUCGAGAAGGGACACACGGAGAAGGACGCCUGCUUCGGACGGGAUGCCUUCGCCAAGGCGCUGUACGAGCGGCUCUUUGGCUGGAUCGUGAGCCGCAUCAACGGCAUCAUUGAGGUGAAGAACUACAACCCAGUGCUUCAUGGGAAAAACACCGUCAUAGGUGUGCUGGACAUCUACGGCUUUGAGAUCUUUGACAACAACAGUUUUGAACAGUUCUGCAUCAACUACUGCAACGAGAAGCUGCAGCAGCUUUUCAUCGAGCUGAUCCUCCAGCAGGAGCAGCAAGAAUACCAGAGAGAGGGAAUCACCUGGCAACACAUUGAUUACUUUAACAACCAGAUCAUCGUUGACCUGGUGGAGCAGCAGCACAAAGGAAUCCUCUCCAUCCUGGACGAGGCUUGUCUCACCGUUGGUAACGUGACCGACACCGUCUGUCUGGACAGCAUGGACACCAAGCUGGCUCAGCAUCCUCACUACACCUCCCGCAAGCUCAGUCCCACUGAUAAGACCAUGGACUUCCAGAAACACUUCCGCAUCCGCCACUACGCCGGAGACGUCACAUAUUCUGUUGAGGGCUUUCUGGACAAAAACAAGGACCUCCUUUUCCAAGAUUUCAAGCGGCUCAUGUACAACAGUGCCGAUCCGGUCCUGAAGGAAAUGUGGCCAGAUGGUCAGCUGAGCAUCACAGAAGUCACCAAGAGGCCUCUGACCGCAGCAACGCUUUUCAAGAACUCCAUCGUGGCUUUGGUCGACAAACUGGCCUGCAAGGAGCCGUACUACGUGCGAUGCAUCAAACCCAACGAGAUGAAGUCCCCGGUGUUGUUUGACGACGCCCGCUGUCAGCACCAGGUGGCCUACCUGGGUCUGCUGGAGAACGUGAUGGUUCGCAGGGCCGGCUUCGCCUACAGGCAGCAGUACCCGCGCUUCCUGCAGAGGUACAAAAUGACCUGCGAGUACACCUGGCCCAACCACCUGAUGGCCACGGACCGGGAGGCCGUGGAGGCCAUCAUCACGCAGCACGGCUUCCAGGGCGACGUGGCGUACGGCCACACCAAGCUGUUUGUGCGAACGCCGCGGACUCUCUUCACCCUGGAGCAGGAGAGGGCCACCCUCAUCCCCAUCCUGGUGCUAUUCCUGCAAAAGGUGUGGCGAGGCGCUCUCGCCCGUCUCAGGUGCAGGCGGAUGCGAGCCAUCUACGCCAUCAUGGGCUGCUACAAGCGCUACAAAGUCAAGGCCCACUUCUGGGAGGUGGAGCGUAGGUUUGCAGGCGUGCGCACGAUGCCGGACUAUGGGAAGAGCGUGGAGUGGCCCGCACCGCCCGCAGCUCUGGCCCAGUUUCACAACAUCACAACCAUGCUGCAUCGCAGGUGGUGGGCGAGGCAGAUCGUGAAGAACAUUCCUCCGUCUGACAUGUUGGAGGUGCGAGCCAAGGUGGCGGCGCUGAGCUCUCUGAGCGGAGAGAGGAAGGACUGGGGCAUCGGCCGGGCCUGGGAGAGAGACUACCUUUCAAACGUGCGGGACUGCCCUCAGACCAGCUCUGCCUUCAUCAGAGUCUCCAAAGAGCUGAAGAGCAAAGAUGGCUACGGUCAGGUUGUCUUCUCUGGCUUCUGUAGGAAGGUGAACCGAUUCAACAAAAGCACAGACCGAGCCCUGCUCGUCACGGACAAGUACGUCUACAAAUUAGAACCCAAGAAGCAGUACAAGGUUCUGAAAAGGCUGCCUUUGGACUCGUUUACGGCGCUGAGCGUGACCAGUGGGACCGACCAGAUGGUGGCGCUCCACACGGUGUCCGAGGAUGACGUGCUGCUGUGUCUACAGCAAGGCGAGCUGAGCCCCAACCAGGACCGAGUGGGCGAGCUGGUCGGCGCUCUGGUGGACCACUUCACACGCAUCAGAAAAGGUCUUCUUCCUGUGAAGGUCUGCCGCUCGGUGCUGCAGCUCCACAUGCGAGGAAAACCCAAGAACGUGACGGUGGAGACCAAACCGGGCCAGACCGCUGCGGACUUCAAGAAGAGCCGAGACGGUUUCGUCCUGCUGGUUCCUGAUAAAUGAGAGAAAAUCUUCAGCUUUACCUCGGACCACCAGCGGGACUUUUAACGGGUUCUGAGCAGAACCCGGCGUAUCAUUCCUGAGCUUCACAGGGAGGAAACAUGGAGAAGAUGGAAGAUUCAGUGCAGCUGGAAAGACUCAUAACUCUGCUGCAACACGGAGAUGUUUCAGAGCUUCUCUGCUUUUUUUAUAGGAUAUUUUUUUAAAUAAAGUUUAGAAUGAAAAUAAAUUAACUUUGAUAACAAAAAUGGGGUCCAAAUGUGUUUGGGUCUGACCCGAAGCGCAAUCAUGGAGAAUAAAUUAUUCAAGCUUUA